AUAAUAGCUUAAUGCUAUAUAAUAAUUUUACCAUAACUAUAUUACUUCACUCCAACAAAAAAACUGUUGAAGGAAUCUUAGUGAUGCCCUCCUAGAUAAAGAGGGAUUCUGAAUCUUUGAGAUAUACUUUAGGCAAGUAUUUAUACUCAUCAUCAUCACUGCUACAAGAUAUCUGAAUACCAACCAUGGGCAAUAUCAAUAUCUUUCUGUUCUUUCUUUUUCUUCUUCCUCUAUUGGUCUCUUCCGCAGAAAAUAACGUCUACAUAGUGCAGUUUCGCGGACACAAUGGAGAAAAAGCAUUGCAUCAGAUAGAAGAAACCCACCACUCUUAUUUGCUCUCUGUGAAGAACAACGAGGAAGAUGCCAAGGCUUCUCGUCUUUACAGUUACCAAUACAGCAUCAAUGGCUUCGCCGCUGUGCUCACUCCUGAUGAAGCCUCCAAACUUUCAGAAUUGGAAGAAGUCGUAUCAGUGUUUAAAAGCGAACCGGGGCUGUACACAUUACAGACGACAAGAUCAUGGGAAUUUGCAGGCUUAAACGAGGGAAAAGAAGGAGGAAGGGGAAGACAUGGCUUCAAGAUGGGGGAAGACUUCUUAUCAAGAGCCAAAUAUGGACAAGAUGUAAUAGUUGGUCUCUUGGAUAGUGGCAUUUGGCCAGAAUCAGAGAGCUUCAAUGACGUAGGCUUGGGACCGGUUCCAAAAUCAUGGAAGGGAAUCUGCCAAACUGGGGUUGCUUUCAACUCUUCUAACUGCAAUAAGAAGAUCAUUGGAGCUAGGUACUACUUGAAAGGUUAUGAGCGUGGAUAUGGGCGGCUUAAUGAAACAUUGGACUACCGUUCGCCCCGUGACAUGGAUGGCCAUGGCACCCACACGGCAUCCACAGUGGCAGGCCGCCAUGUGGCUAAUGUUUCCGUCUUCGGACUUGCACAUGGCUCGGCUUCCGGGGGUGCCCCAUUGGCCCGGCUAGCCAUAUACAAAGCGUGUUGGCCUAUCCCUGAUGUAGAGAAGGCGGUUGGCAACACAUGUUAUACAGAAGAUAUGUUGGCAGGCAUAGAUGACGCCAUUAGAGAUGGAGUUGAUGUGAUGAGUAUCUCGAUUGGCGCCUCAAGACCUCUUGCUUUUGAUGAAGAUGCUAUAGCCAUUGGCGCAUUACAUGCCGCUAAAAUGAACAUUGUCAGUGCUUGUGCAGCGGGAAAUUCAGGUCCUGCCCCAGCUACAUUGUCCAAUAAUUAUCCAUGGAUUAUCACAGUUGGUGCAAGCUCCUUGGACCGUGAUUUUUUUGGGCCUCUGGUGUUAGGAAAUGGCUUGAAAAUCAUGGGAGGAACGACUCCUUACGGGCUUGAGAAGAAACAUCCAUUAGUAAAUGCAGCAGAUGUGAUUGUUCCUGGAGUAGCCAAGAAUGAAACAGCGCAAUGCCUUCCGGGUUCUCUUGAUCCUGAAAAGGUAAAAGGGAAAGUUGUUCUGUGCAUGAGAGGGGUUGGAAUCAGAGUUGCAAAGGGUAAAGAAGUGAAGAGGGCUGGAGGUGUUGGUUUAAUAUUAGGAAACCUUCCAGAUUCUGGAAAUGAACGGCCCUUAGAUUUUCAUGUCCUUCCAGGAACCGUAGUGUCCUCUGAUGAUACCAAAAGAAUCAUUCAAUACAUAAAAUCAACCAAGAAUCCAACUGCAAUUAUCAGUCCUGGAAAAACAGUGUUCAACGCUCAGCCAGCACCAUCCAUGGCUGCUUUCACUAGCAGGGGUCCUAAUCCCAUUGAUCCUAAUAUUCUCAAGCCUGACAUCACUGCUCCAGGACUGAAUAUAUUGGCAGCAUGGAGCGAGGGAGCUCCAGUUACGAAAUUAUCUUUCGAUAAGCGAUUUGUUAAGUAUAAUUUUGAUUCAGGAACUUCUAUGGCAACCCCUCAUGUGGCUGCUGUUGCUGCACUUCUUAAAGCUGUGUAUCCGAAAUGGAGCAGUGCUGCUAUAAGAUCUGCCAUCAUGACCACGGCUGGCCUAAGAAACAACAGAGGCAUGCCAAUAACCGAUCAAAAUGGCAAAAUGGCAACUCCUUUCAUGUUUGGAUCAGGCCAUUUCCGUCCUGCAAAAGCAGCAGACCCCGGUCUUAUAUACGAUGCUUUGCACGAAGACUAUCUGCUCUACCUUUGCAGCAUUGGAACAGAACCAGAACCAAAAUUCAAGUGUCCAGGAAAUCUAUCCUCAACAGUCAACUUCAAUUAUCCAUCACUUGCUAUUCCUAAACUCAAUGGCACCAUGAUUGUUAAAAGGACAGUCACUAAUGUUGGUGGUAAUGGCAAGAGUGUCUACUUCUUUAGCUCAAAACCCCCAGCAGGAAUCUCUGUCAAGGCUUCUCCAAGUGUUUUGUUCUUCCAUCAUGUAGGCCAGAAAAGGAGCUUUACUAUUGAAGUGAAAGCAAGAGGAACUGCAAGAAAGCUUCUGAAAAAUGAGUAUGGCUUUGGGUGGUACUCCUGGAAUGAUGGAAUCCACAAUGUCAGAAGUCCCAUGGCUGUAGCUUUAGCUUAAAGCUUUGUUUUUUUUUUUUUUUUCCCUUCUUUAAAUUGUUUACAGCAAUUGUCCAGAUUGAAAAAUGCAGAGUUAUGGAGCCCUUUCCAAGGAAAACAGGGUCUUCUGAUCAUUUUCAUGUAUUUUUUCGGGCUUCUAUAAUAAAAUGGUCUCAAAUUAA
Mangifera indica (mango) is the source of this 2673-nucleotide messenger RNA. RefSeq names its product subtilisin-like protease SBT5.6. Lineage: Eukaryota; Viridiplantae; Streptophyta; Magnoliopsida; Sapindales; Anacardiaceae. The record is from RefSeq and is a predicted model, not a curated record. Bases 186 to 2513 code for a protein of 775 amino acids. Gene Ontology annotation, molecular function: serine-type endopeptidase activity. Gene Ontology annotation, biological process: proteolysis. The transcript has 9 exons.